This is a messenger RNA of Colletotrichum godetiae, 2822 nucleotides long. RefSeq lists its product as uncharacterized. The record is from RefSeq and is a predicted model, not a curated record. The coding region runs from base 577 to 1362 and encodes 261 amino acids. NCBI's taxonomy places the organism in Eukaryota, Fungi, Ascomycota, Sordariomycetes, Glomerellales, Glomerellaceae. The transcript has a single exon.
GGCUAUUAUAAAGAUAAAAAAGGAGGUCGUAGCCCAUAUUACGUAGUAGAUUAUAGAACUAACGGCAGUAUCUAGUAUAUUAAAAGCUACCUUUACUAGUAUAUAUUCGGAAUUUCAGCUUUAGUAGCGUUAUGCUAUUAAAAGACUAAUUCGCUAUUAUGAAGUCUAGAAUGCGUAGUCUUAAAAAGUGGCCAAAAAGGGUGAUCGGUUGUAGGGGGUGAUCGGUUGUGUAGGGUGACCUCUUAGGAGAUUGGCAGAGACAGCAACGACGGGUACGGAUAUCGCUUGCCUGAUUAGAUAGAAGGCAAGGUAUCCAUCUAUAUCGUACGGAUACCUUGGCUAUCCGUACGGAUAGAUGGCUCCGCGAAAAGUGUCCACGCAGAUUGCAGACUGUCAAAAAGAGGAGCCGCUUGAUCUACUUUGUAGUGUAGCAGUAAGGAAAGGGUGGGCUGGCCAUCUUUUACCCAUAGUGCUUGGCGGCCGCCAAACAUUUACAACUUACGGACACAGCACCGUCAAACGGGCUAUUCGGAAGUCUGCGGUUCAUCGUCGAGAACCGAGGACAUUGCUUUUAUCAUGGCGGGCCGCGGCUGCGCAAUCUGCGAUGCUGCAUCAUAUUGGAGAUUUGACACACAGAAGGAUGCCGAUGGGGUUCACCGUUCAGCUGCGCUGGUCCACUCACUUACACCCAAUUUCAAAAGUCAUCCCAUCUUUUCUUUCGUUCUUGGUGUGUUCCGGCUCCUGAGGAAUAUUGGUGUUACCUUGGCUGACACCUGCCCCUUACCUCGAACUCUUUUUGACUUGCAUUCCCGUCUCCUUUGUGUUGCAGCGGCGAGUCGUUGCCGUCUUUUGGGGGAAAGGGGUCCUCCCUUCCCGUAUCUGUUCCAGAGUUGCCGCCGCCGUCCCAAGGACAUGCGGAAGUCUGCUGAAAGACAGAGACUAGAACUGCAUCUGAAGGUCAAAGAGUGCCUGAGCUUUUCGAGGCUCGAACGGGGAUCCAAGCUCAGCUCCUCCCCCUCCCCCGCCCUAGUUCUUCUGACUUGCCCGCAUGGUGGGCCGAAGGAGAAAGGCGUGCGUGGUCUUGACUCUCUUCGCGGUACGCCCGUUUUAUUUUUGAAAAGCGGCCCGUUGAAGAGCUCCAGUUUUGAAUCACUGAGAAGGGGCAGAGGAACGAAGAAUAGAGAGAAACACCAGUUUCUUCUUAGAGGAAACCUUGUAAAGCCGCUGCCGCACACCAAGGUGUUUGACCUUUCCCAAACGUUCCAGGAGCUUCAACGUUGGCUGGUGGGCAGCAAGGAAAAAAGAGAUUCGAGGCAGACGAGGGGCCGGGGAGGAGGCUCCAGGUUGUCCCAGAUUCGCUAGCCCGGCGAGCUCGACCGUGCCCUCGAUUCUCUGAGAUGUCAUCUGGCAUCUCUACGAGUCUAGUCGUUGUCAAGGAGUGCUUUGGGCAGCUUGCGGUGCUCUCUCUCUCGUUCUCUCCAGACUUUCAGUGAAGCGAGAUGACGCGGUCACAGGCAUGAAAUCGUAAUAUCAGGUGCAAUCAAUCGCUGACCCUGCUGCUUUCCCCUUUGAGAUCGGAACCUGCGAGCGAUACUGUGGAGAGCCUGGUCGAUAUGUUGGGAAUAUUGAACUAUAGGCAUGCUGCAUGAUGAAUGGACCGGACAGCUGGGAAGGGAAUAAUUGGUGAGGCAAGGUUGAUGGCUGUCCGCUGUCGCCCUGUGUGCCAGUGUGUGGUGGUCAUGACGGUGAUGACGACCAGUAGUGUAAGUGUGUGUGUGAGGUAGGUACCUGAGGCGAGGUACCACUGGGUUGUGUUGACGAAGUAUUUGUUUUGGUGUUUUUGUUUUGUUUUGGUUCCCGGCUGUGGCUUGUCGCGUUUGUUUAGUGGCCUGGCUCCAUCGGCCAUGGAUCAGCCGUCUUUUCUAUUUUGAUGAUGAGCCCACCUUUUCCCGCUGCCCGACAGGCGGCUCGCCAAUGUGAUCACUCGUGUCCGAGACGCAAAUAAUAUUGUACAGCCCGAGAAUGACGAGUUGGAAGGAAAGAGAAGGAAAGAAAAGAAGCGUUCCUGGCUUCUGCUGCGUCUCGAUGGAGUCCAGAGUGAACAAGUGGCAGUUGAGUCGUGGCUAUGAGACCGAGGGGAGGGGGCCCUCUUUGGCACUGCAGCGACUACUGCAGCGUGUGUGACUGCAUGUUGGGCCUGGCAAGCUGGAUCUUGGACGAGGCGAAUAGGCGUGAGGCCCGUCCUGGGGGAAGAGAUGAGUGUACUGGAAGAUUUCCGUGUAAGAGGAGCGCAAGCCUCGUCUGGUCUUGGUUGGACCAUGUGGUGCGGAUGCUUGCUGUACGUCGGGGGACGCACAGGACAGUGGACAGGAGACGAGAUGGAUCAGUCCCGCACAUUGUGCAUUCUCCCAGUCGGCCAGACUCGAUUGUCCAAUACGUCUCCAGAGCGUGUUGAUCUCCCUCGUUGUCUUGCCCAUAUUUUCCUCUCUACGUAGUAAAGUCUGGUGAGGAGGUUCGGGCUGCAGGAGACUUCAGACGCGUAGGCGGGACCCUGCAGGUAGAUGGAAGUAUUCAACCAAUAGAUGGUGCUUGCAGACCUCCAAAAGGGCACCCCCCCCCCGGCUUCAAUCUUGGGGGGGUCCCCCGGCGUCUUUGGAUGCCAGACCGUUGGGUAAGUUGGGUUUAGUGAUGUCAGGGUUAGAAAGAGGUCGUGGAUCUGUGUGUUUGUUGGCUUGUGACUAGUGGGCAGUCAGCAUGAUAGCGAAGGACAAGACCUGAGAGCAAGACUCGAUCCCAAAGUUGGGUUUCAUCACGAAGAAGCA